CUAUUGCGGAACUAAUGUGCAGAAACAAGGUUUACACGGAGCCAUUUUACAUCCGUGCCGUUUGCUAGCUAGCCUCUUCUAGCAGUAGCUCCCCUGCCGCUGUGUGUUUGAUGAGGUGUGGAGGAAAGAGGAGAUGUGGUCCUUUUUUGCCAGGGAUCCUGUCAAAGACUUUGCUUAUGAAAUUUUGCCAGACACCCAAGAAAAGUCUGGAAUAUGGAGUCUACAUCGGGGGAAGCGAAAGACCAACGGAGAGCCAGUGUCGGUGUUUGUGUACGAGGUAGCGCAGGGAACAGAGCAGCAAACCCAGCUAGCCAAGGCUGCCUUCAAGCGCAUGAAGACCCUGCGUCACCCUAACAUCCUGGCUUAUGUCGAUGGAUUGGAGACAGAGAAGAGCCUGUACCUGGUUACUGAGCAGGUGACGCCCCUGGCAGUCCACCUGAAGGCCCAGGCAGAGAAGGGUGGAGCUGGGGACCUGGAGGUCUCCUGGGGACUGCACCAGAUAGUGAAAGCUCUGAGUUUCCUGGUCAAUGACUGCCAUCUGCUCCAUAACAACUUGGGUGUAUGGUCUGUUUUUGUGGAUCGAGCUGGGGAGUGGAAGCUCGGGGGCCUCGACCAUGUGGUCCCUGAGCAGGGUGACCCAAGCGGGGUCUCGCUCCCUGCCCCCAAAGCUGUUUACCCAGACAUGGAGAAAUAUGACCCACCAGAGAUGCCCAAUAGCAGUGGAGAGAAAUGGGCAGGGGAGGUGUGGCGGCUAGGCUGCCUGAUCUGGGAGGUGUUCAAUGGGCCACUACCUCGCACGUCCUCCCUCCGUUCCCUGGGAAAGGUCCCCAAGGCCCUGGUCCCUCAUUACUGUGAGUUGGUGGGGGCUAACCCCCGAGCUCGGCCCAACCCAGCCCGCUUUCUCCAGAACUGUAGAGCCCCAGGGGGGUUCCUCAGCAACAGCUUUGUGGAGAGCAACCUUUUCCUGGAGGAGAUACAGAUCAAGGAGCCAGCUGAGAAGCAGCAGUUCUUCCAGGAUCUGAGUGACAAUCUGGACUCUUUCCCUGAAGAUUUCUGUAAACACAAGGUCCUGCCUCAGCUGCUCACCGCCUUUGAGUUUGGCAAUGCAGGCGCUGUCGUCCUCACACCGCUCUUCAAGGUGGGGAAGUUCCUGUCAGCAGAAGAGUACCAACAGAAGAUCAUCCCUGUUAUCGUGAAGAUGUUUUCAUCCACAGACAGAGCCAUGAGGAUACGACUACUGCAGCAGAUGGAGCAAUUCAUUCAGUAUCUGAACGAGGCAGCAGUCAAUUCCCAGAUUUUCCCUCACGUUGUUCACGGCUUCACGGACACCAACCCUGCCAUCAGAGAACAGACUGUGAAGUCUAUGUUGCUGCUGGCUCCCAAGCUGAAUGAGACCAACCUGAACCAGGAGCUGAUGCGUCACUUUGCCCGGCUGCAGGCCAAAGACGAACAAGGCCCAAUCCGGUGCAACACCACCGUCUGCCUGGGCAAGAUCGCCUCCUACCUCAACGCCGGGACUCGACAACGUGUUCUGAUUUCUGCCUUCUCACGAGCCACUAAAGACCCCUUCCCAGCUUCACGCUCCGCUGGAGUGCUGGGCUUUGCUGCCACACACAACUACUACAGCGUAACAGAGAUCGCAGCCCGCAUCCUGCCCACCCUCUGUGUCAUUACUGUUGACCCUGAUAAGAGUGUCAGGGACCAGGCAUUCAAAGCCAUCAAGAGUUUCCUUUCCAAGCUGGAGACUGUGUCAGAAGACCCCACCAAGCUGGCUGAUAUAGAAAAGGACGUAGCAUCGUGUGCUCAGCCUGCAGGUGCCUCUUCCAGCUGGGCCGGCUGGGCCGUGACUGGAGUGUCCUCGCUAACGUCAAAGCUGAUCCGCAAUGCUCCAGGGACAGAGGGGGGUGCAGCAGCUGAGGGCAGCGGACCCGCCAACGAUACCAGCCCUACCAGUGCCACUGAUGGAGCACCUGAUUCUGAAGAUAAAACUCCACAAGCCUCUGUGACUCACCAUGCUGCCUCUAGUCGUGCCAACCAAUCACAGACUCUUGAAGUAACCGAAAAUGACGAUGAGCCAAUAGGAGACCGCUGGGAUGAGGAGGAGGACUGGGGAAGUUUGGAGGACCCAGAGAAAGCUCACACUGAGACAGAUGACUGGAGCACUGACUGGUCAGGAAUGGCAUCAUCCAAAAAGAAGGCCAGCGACAGAGGAGUGGGCCGGUCAUCGUCCACCACUGCGGUGAAAAAGCAGAGCUCUGACUGGAGCAGCUCGGGCUGGGACGCAGAUGACAGCUGGUCCAACGAGAAGGAAGGGCAGGGUCAGAGCUCUGCGGGCGAGGAAGGCUGGGGCAAUGACUGGGGGGAGGAGGACACGGACACAACCUUGACCAAUGCAACGUUCCCCCUGCCCGAAGGGGUGCGGUUAGCCAGCGAUUAUAACUGGGACAGCAGCAGUGCAGCCAAGGGGGCUAGCCAGAAUGAUCUGUUUGCCAGCGUGUCCCAGAGAAACACAGCCAGCGCUGCUGCUACCAUGGCUGGAGAUAGCUGGGGUGCAGAGGCAACAAGGGACUGGGGAGCUGAGGAGAGCUGGGAGUCAGUGGAUGGGAACCAGGGUCUCAGCAAGGCCGAGCUGUCAAAGAAGAAACGGGAGGAGAGGAGGAAAGAGCUGGAGGCGAAACGAGCAGAGCGCAAAGCUGCUAAAGGUCCUCUCAAACUGGGCGCACGCAAACUGGACUGACAGGGGAUGCAAAGUCAGAUGUGAGGUUGGGGAUGGAGAGGGAGGAACAUGGACCACAGUGACUGCACCCAGAGCAGUGGAUGGAGGCUUGACAUUCCACAAACAAAGGACCAGAAAGAAGUGUUAGCAGUGCAGAAAAAACUGUGAACAGUCGCUAUAAUAGAGGUGAUGGUUGUUGGUUGAGCAGAAGAAAGCGUUACUGUUGGUCUGAUGACUCUGCUUCUGACAGAUGGGUGAAAAAGCAACAAUCCAGUGCUUUUUUAACAAAUGCAUUAUUGUGGAUGGCAGAGCUGAAACAAGCGCAGAGACGGAAAAGCGGAAAAGAAAAUCCAGAGAGACAUGAAGCAGCACAGAGCCGCACUCCUUGCAGCAGUUGAUCACACAAAAUGUCCCCCUCUGUUUGUUUUUUUUUUUAAAUCAUAAAGUUGUAGUUGUAAAGUAAAUGUAUAUAAAUUGCAGAUUGCAUCUGUGUCUUAAAAUGACAUAAAGAAAUUACUUUUUUUUUUAAAUUGAGAAAUAUAUAUAACAGAAUUCAAACAUAUUAUACUGAAUGUUUUUCAGUACACACACAGUGGACAUGAGUGUUUUAGUUCAGCAGUCACAAACUUACAGAUUUAAGACUUAAAAUCAACCCAUGCAUGCACUUGUAUAUUUGUGUGGCCUAACAAAAGGUUUCAUGGCAAAGAACUACACAUGUUGUUUACUUUGCACAUUCAACACUGUAUUUUACUGAACUGGCCUCACAGGUGACACAUUUGACUGACAUCAGAUCUACAAAUGUGUAACAUGCACUACAGACACAUGAGCACAUGAUGGAAAUAAGGAGUCGAGGCUGGUGAACUGGUUUCAAGAGAGAAUCAAUGUAUGUGUUUACAUGCCUUUUCCUUUGUCCUCUGCGGGGUAGUGCAGUGGUGGAGGGGUUAUGAAAUCAAAGUAGUUUUAUUUUAAAAUCUUUUGAAGGUCCUUUCAUGCGUUUGUACCUGUAUAAUCCUGCAGAUCUCUCUAAAACCUUUUGGGAUCAUCUGAGCAGUCAGUUUUGACAGUAUUAGGUGUGGUCAGGGUAAAGGAGAUUCUAUGUUGAUUUUACUCUUUUUUUAAUUAUUAUUAUUUGUGCCUUUUUAUUUAAUUACAGAUCUGCUCUGUAGGAUCACAUCCAAGAACUCUUAAAUUUCAACAGAAAAUUUCCGAAAUGUCUCCCACCAGCAGAUUCUGUAUUUUCAUCAAACCUAUCGGUGUAACCCCACAUCCCCUGUCUGUGUUGGAUGUGGUAUUGUAAGGUUUGGUGUUACUUACCAUACACCAGCUGACACAAUCAACAGCCACCACCAUUGGAGCUAAUGUCCUGGUAUAUGGUGGUCAGGUCAGGUAAGGAACUGAGCGGUGUUGGAGGACUGACGAAGACUGGAUGCAACCUUUUACAGAGAAUCCAAAUCAUGUAGCAUGUGAGCUAUUCUGAAAAAAAAAUAAAAUAAACAUUUCUUCCUAAAAUUGAAA
Molecule: messenger RNA, 4231 nt
Organism: Siniperca chuatsi (mandarin fish)
Lineage: Eukaryota; Metazoa; Chordata; Actinopteri; Centrarchiformes; Sinipercidae
Gene: scyl1
Product: SCY1-like, kinase-like 1
Exons: 18
Coding region: 134-2737 (867 amino acids)
Biological process (GO): protein phosphorylation
Molecular function (GO): ATP binding; protein kinase activity
Source: RefSeq, a predicted model, not a curated record